Messenger RNA from Paramuricea clavata, 1057 nucleotides. The record is from the annotation of a GenBank genome assembly. NCBI's taxonomy places the organism in Eukaryota, Metazoa, Cnidaria, Anthozoa, Malacalcyonacea, Plexauridae.
AUGGUACACGCCUAUAAUCUCACGCGUCACGAGGCAACAGGAUUCUCGCCAUUUUAUCUCUUAUUUGGCAGACAUCCUCGUCUACCUAUUGAUAUGAUCCUAAACCUGGAGAGCGAGUCAACUGAGUCCCCUAAUUAUAGAGAGUAUGUUAACAACUGGAGCGAAGCGAUGUCUGAAGCUCACAAGAUUGCAAACGAAAAGAGUUCACAAAGUAGAGCGAAAGGGAAAAAGCUAUACGACCGCCGCGUCCGUAGUUCGAAGUUACGACCGGGGGAUAGAGUUCUUGUACGAAAUCUGCGUAAACGAGAUAAACCUUGCAAGCUGCGAAGUCAUUGGGAAGACAAGAUACAUGUCGUGGUGACUAGGAGAGGGGGAGAUAGCCCAGUCUAUACAGUUAAACCCGAAAGUUCUGAUGGCCCGAGUAGAACCCCUCAUCGUAAUAUGCUGUUCCCGUGUAGUUGACUUCCCGUUGAACCGCUGUUGAACCAAAAAACGCCUCGUCAAAGAGAGAUUGCAGUUUCUCCCAGCAUCUACUAGUCAACCGGAAUUAGAUGAAGACGAAUUAGAUGAGUUAACAUUUGUACCAUUGGCGAAUGAUCAGAGGAGUGGGGCGGACAUAACCGAUGCGGUGACACCAGCUCAAGACGGCGAGCACGGACAUGAUAAGAUAGACAACUCAGAGUUACCAGCGGUCGGGAACCCAGAUGUAUUGGCCCUUGAUGAACAACGACCAACCAUUCCACCGCUAGCAAUGGAAAAUUCAACUAUUCCACCACCACCUAUAGAAAAUACUAGACCAAGCAGAAACAGAAAUCCACCACCAAGACUAAAUUAUUGGACACCGGGUAACCCAGUCACAGGCAUUUCAUACCCUGGUUACCUGGUAGUACGUGUGAACACUAUUUUCGGUUUCGUAGAGCCUAGUCACCCAGGAGUGAUGCCUUUCCCACCAAUAAAUUCCAUUCCUUAUAUGUGGCAGCCAACCCCCUUACCUUAUAAUCCCUUCGCAUACCUCGGACCUCAUUGUCCGUACUGCGGAACGAUGUUCUUUAAUUAG